GAAAGCUUGAAUUUUGAUCCUUUUUUUUCUCUCGAUCGAAAAGGUCGACUGAAAGGGUUGACAGUCGGCUUCCCGAUCGUCAGUAUAAUAGCGACCCUCUUCGGCACCAGAUCCCUUCGCCUUUGCCGGUGCAGGUGAAGCUACCACCACCAACCACUGCCCAUCCGCCGCAACAAGAAGCUCGUUCUCUGUUUUCUCCUCUGUUUCCUGAUCCUCGCGCGCUAGCUAGCUAACUCCCAUGGAGUCGUCGACCUUGAAGGCGUACUCCGCCGCCGAGAUCUCCCUCCACGCCACCAAGAAAGACUGCUGGCUGUCCAUCCACGGCAAGGUUUACGACGUGACUGCGUUCAUGGAGGAACACCCGGGGGGAGAGGAAGCCAUCCUCACCGCAGCUGCAGCCGGCGGAGACGCUUCGCAGGCCUUCGACGAGGUGGGCCACAGCUCCACGGCCACCAGCAUGAUGCGGAGCUACUUGAUCGGCGCGGUGGAGGGACACGCCUCGGGGGCGAGCAAGCCCUUCUUCGGGCCCAUGCUGUCGCAGUCGGAGCAGGGGAAGCCGGCGGAGACGUCGUCGGCCGGGGCCUUCCUCCUCCCUCUUCUGGUCCUCGGCCUGGCCUGUGCGGCUUGGUAUUACUACAACUUCUGUGCCAAAGUCAGCUCUUAAUUAAUUAAAAAAAACAACCCUAAAGCUUGAUUAAUUUGGCUAUUUGUUUUAAUUAAGAAUUAAGAUAUGGAGUUAAUAAAAGAGGGUGUAUUUUAAUGUUUGUUUAGGGAGGGCACUCUUUUUGUGAGGAUCGGAUGUAUCUUGUGGCAUGCAUGUUUCACUGAAUUUCCACAAAUUUGAGCUGGUUCUAUUUCGGUUUAUAAAAUGAUUAAUAGUGUCUAUUAUUCUAAAAA
Molecule: messenger RNA, 897 nt
Organism: Zingiber officinale
Lineage: Eukaryota; Viridiplantae; Streptophyta; Magnoliopsida; Zingiberales; Zingiberaceae
Product: cytochrome b5-like
Exons: 1
Coding region: 239-664 (141 amino acids)
Cellular component (GO): intracellular membrane-bounded organelle; membrane
Molecular function (GO): heme binding
Source: RefSeq, a predicted model, not a curated record